Molecule: messenger RNA, 1487 nt
Organism: Cherax quadricarinatus
Lineage: Eukaryota; Metazoa; Arthropoda; Malacostraca; Decapoda; Parastacidae
Source: RefSeq, a predicted model, not a curated record
CAGUGGCCGGCAGGAGGCGGGACGAAGCUGGUCAUGGCUCUCCAGAGGAAUAUUUUUAUGGGGUAUGGAGUGGGUGUAAAGGCUGGAGUUUUAGCUGGCGUUCAGCAGCGCUACUCCUCAUCGGAUGUGCGCUUCCUGAUGAAACCCAACCCUUCUGCCCUCAAGAAAGGCCGAGGAGGGCGCUCUUCCUUUUCUGGUAAUGUGGCCACAGUAUUUGGUGCUUCUGGAUUCAUUGGACGUUACGUGUGUAACCGGUUGGGGAAGACUGGAACCCAGAUUAUAAUCCCGUAUCGUGGUGAUCACUAUGAUGUUCUGCGGCUGAAGCUAGUUGGUGACUUGGGUCAGGUGCUCUUCAUGUUUUACAAUCUGUGUGAUGAAGAUGCCAUACGUAAAGCCAUCAAGCAUUCUAAUGUUGUCAUCAACCUUGUGGGACGUGACUGGGAAACCAUGAAUUUUUCAUUUAAGCAAGUUCAUGUGGAAGGUGCUGAGCGUUUAGCCAGGCUUAGUAAGGAAAUGGGGGUUGAAAGAUUUAUCCACUUGUCUGCACUGAACUCCAAUGUUGAGCAUGAGGGUUAUUAUGUUAAAGGUGGCUCCAAGUUUCUGAAGACUAAAGGUCUCGGUGAACAGGCUGUGAGAGCUGCCUUUCCUGAAGCCACCAUUAUCCGACCCAGUGAUGUUUAUGGUCAAGAAGAUCGAUUCUUACGGUACUAUGCUGGUAUAUGGCGUCAUCAGGGCCGUCUCCUCCCUCUGCCCAAAGCAGGCAAAGACAUUUGGAAGCAGCCUGUCUAUGUUAGUGACGUUGCACAGGGGAUUGUCAGUGCCAUGAAUGAUCCGGAAACUGCUGGCAAAAUCUAUGAGGCUGUUGGACCUCGACGUUAUGAACUCUCCGAACUUGUUGACUGGUUCCACCGUGUUAUGCGGAAAGAUGGCUACAUGAGAUAUGACAUGAAGUGGGACUUAUCCUUCAAGUGGAAAGCACGUAUGACUGAGUUUCUUCCAUCAUGGCCACUUAACACACUCACCAGGGAUAAAGUAGAGAGGGAAGCCGUGUCAGACACAACUACAGGUCUGCCAACUCUGGAAGAUCUUGGGGUCACCCUUACAAAAAUGGAGGAUCGUAUUGCAUGGGAACUUAAACCAUACAGAUCUGGCAACUAUUAUGAUGAAGAACUUGGGGAGUUUGAACCCCCAGAGCCUCCAAAAUUUAUUGCAGCAGCAUGAACUCAUGUACAUUCUUUAAGUGACCCUAGAUAUUCUAAAAUUCUUUGAUAUUUUAACUGCUAUUCAUUGUUGUCAAUUUUUUUUUAUAAACUGUUCAAUGUGUAGUAAGUGAACAGUCACUCAGAAAUGACAAUACAGUAAAUAUUAAUUUUUAUUGGUGAAGAUUUAACAUCAAGAAUAUAUUGAUAUGUAAAUAGUGUUGUACAGUAUUUGACUUUUUGCAGUUAAACUGAUAAGAUAUUGUAUAAAUAAAAUAUUCAAGAAUA